Messenger RNA from Equus quagga, 3696 nucleotides. RefSeq names its product neuronatin (gene NNAT). Gene Ontology annotation, cellular component: cytoplasm. The transcript has 2 exons. Lineage: Eukaryota; Metazoa; Chordata; Mammalia; Perissodactyla; Equidae. The record is from RefSeq and is a predicted model, not a curated record. Bases 1643 to 2362 code for a protein of 239 amino acids. Gene Ontology annotation, biological process: positive regulation of insulin secretion; brain development.
ACAGACAGACAAAAAACAGACAGACAGACAGACAAAAAAAAAAAAAAAAAAAACAGGAACAGAAUGUAUACUUAUUUGGGAAAAUGGAUCAUGGUCAACAACAGCAAAUGUGAAUGCCCUUUCCUCCCUGCCCACCCAGGGAAGACUACUCCUCUCCAAGUCACCAUUUCGGGAAGCCUCCUGGGGUAUCUCCCCUGGGCUUCCCGGGGACCUGGAGAGGGCUCUUCCAGCAGGUCCGGCACAGUGGACUGGCUUUGUCUGGGCCCUGCCCAGCAGAGAUCAUGUAUCGCCUCCUGGGGCUGCGGCCCGUCCUCAAGGGGCCCAGACCUCACAAUACCGCCCUGUGGUUCCACCGGACAGGCAUGGGCUCCGUGCUGUGCCACCACGGAAUAAGGACAGGGUUCUCUAUCUAGUAGCUCUCAUAGCAGGUGCUCAGUGGAGAAUUAAAGCAGUUAGUGGUGCGCUGCCUGCUGGAGAUCGCAGGCAAUGGAUCCUUGCAAGCUCUGGGAAGCUGCAGUGGCAGCACCCCAAAUAGUUGGUUUUAACAUGGCAGCCUGGGAUGAGCUUGCCUUUUUCAAAUAGUCCGGUAUCAUUUGCCAAAACCAGCCACUUCUUCGAAAGUCAACGUAGAAAAAAAAUCACCAUAGUACUUCGUCCAAACUGACCUCGCCUUGAUCACUUACACUCUCCAUCUGCUGCUGGCACUGUAGAGAACCUGACCUCUAUGAGCUUUUAACCAAAAUUAAUUUUCUAUCCACAUAGGGGCAAAUGCCAGUUGGCCCCUGUGCCAGGCAGCUUGCUGGAAAGAGAUGAUCUUGAGCGGCGGGCCAUCGGCGCACCAAGGCUGCGCUCCCAAACCAUGUUCCCGUGUUCCCGCCGCGCCUGGAAACGGAGCUGCGGCAGCCACAACCCUCUUGUGGCCGUAGCAAAACCCUGCUCCAAGCUCCAGCUACCCAGCGCAACGGCUACAAAGAACCUGGCUGGGUGAAGACCUACUAGGGCCUGGGGUGAGGGGAGCAGAAAAGAGAGGUUCAAAUGACCCGUCCAGCAACUACCCCAGAGCGCAUUCCAACCACUCCUCGGGAAAGCUCAUCCCAUCCCUUCCGUGCAUACAAAGGCGCCAAUCCGGCACGCCCGCAUCCCUCCCACAGGGUAGAUACCGGCUACUACCGCUUUUGCGCCUAGCGCUCAGUACCCUGCCUCAGCUCCGUACAAUCGCCACCGGCGGAGAUCCUCAUCUAGCAACCGUUAAGAGGCGGGAUGCGAGGAAUCCGGGAAAGGUUACGCGCUCAGAGACUCGGGUGAAGCAGAGGACCUGAGCUACAACACACUGAACAUUAGAAAAGGAAUGCUGACCAUAGGCUUAUGAAGCCAAGGCUCCUGGAAGGGGCACCUUUAUUCGCUCUGCGGGGCAGAGGAUCCCUCUCUAAAUCAGGUUUUCCGUCGUGCCCAAGGUGGGUUCCGGCGCGACACUGGACACUAGGCUCAAAUUUGCAGGCCAGGGUUUGGAGAGAGGGGUUCCACACCACGAGGCGCACAACCCCUACCCUCGCCCUAUGCGCUAUUCAAAGUUGCAGUUCCCCUCCAUUUUACACUGAAAUUCAAAAGCCGGCACGGCGGAAUCUUCUGGAAAGGGGCUAAGAUGGAACUCAGGAGGCGGGGGUCGGUGUGGAAAGAGCAGAUGGAUUAUUUUUUCCUCUCCUGGCGAAUGAGGAGCGCCCCCACCCCCCGGCCACCCCUCCUCACGGACCACCCCCCCCCCCCAAGCGCACAUGCGCACUUGGGUGGCGGGCGGAUACUUAAGGCGCGGCCACCGCGGCUGCGGCAGUGCGCCCAACAGCGGACUCCAAGAGACCAGCGGACCUCGGCACACCGGCGGCCUCUGGCAGCGCUCGCACUCAACCACCCACCUACCACUCGCGGAACCAUGGCGGCAGUGGCGGCGGCCUCCGCUGAACUGCUCAUCAUCGGCUGGUACAUUUUCCGCGUGCUACUGCAGGUAAGUGUGCCUGGGCUCCGGGUGGGAGCGGGGUCCCAAUGCAUGCCCCUUGAGCCGGCAAGUCCGCGUCGCAGUUGCCGCUUCCCGGACCCUUCCUGUCCCGAUUGCCGCAUCCCUGCCUGCCCGAGUGCCGCGGCCGGCACCGCGCGCCUGUGCCCGUCCCCUGCGCCCUCCUCCUCGCGCAGACCCUUCCCAGUGCGCCCGCGCCCGGCCGGGAACAAAGAGUUGGGGCGCGGCAGGCACCAGCCGCGAACAAUCAUCGAGACUCUUAGCGACCAACGCGGUGUUCCUGGAAUGCUGCAUUUACUGGGUAGGAUUCGCUUUUCGAAAUCCUCCAGGGACACAGCCCAUUGCGAGAAGUGAGGUAUACCUAAGUUGUGGGUCCAAUCAGCUUGCAGCCAUGCAGCCUUCAGCACAGUUGGAAAAGCUCCAGCUGCCCUGACUCGUGGACAAGCUGCGCCCGCGCCGGCCUCUCCUGGUCGGACAGGCGGGCGGGGCAGGGGGUGGGGCGGGGGCGGGCACCGCAGCGCUGCAGACACGCUGCGGGGGCUCGCCUCUAAGGGCAGGUCCUGGGUCUCUCACCGCAGGUGUUCAGGUACUCCCUGCAGAAGCUGGCAUACACCGUGUCGAGGACCGGGCGGCAGGUGCUGGGAGAGCGCCGGCAGCGAGCCCCCAACUGAGGCCCCAGCCCCCAGCCCUGGGCGGCCGUGUCACCAGGUGCUCCUGUGCAUCUCGACCAGCAUGGGAGCCAGUGCCGCGCAGGAACGGGGGGUCCCCUGUGCUCCCUCGCCAUAGGAGCACUUGCCAAGGUCAGUGAGGGGCCGGUAGGCCCCCGGAGAAGCAGCACCGACAAUGAUGACAAUACCAGAACCUUUCCAAACUCCUCUGCACCCGUCCCACUGCCAGGCGGGGUAGAGGGAGGAGGGGGGUUUGGGGGAGCAGACCCCUGAGAUCUGGGCAUAGGCAGUGCAUUCUUAUCUGGACCAAGUCGGGACAGCAACAUCCCAGCCCGGAAACCACGGCCACGCCAGCAGGCCCCACACCACAGAGAUCCAGACAACCACACCAGCCAGCAGAAUGGACACUCCAGCGCCACCAGCCGAAGCCCUGAAUCUCGGUGCAGCAGACAAGGCGCCAACUGCGUGCCAGUGUGGCGGGACUGGAGGGCGAGGGUGAGGGAGGAGGCGGGUGAAGAAACAGAGUGGGCCCUCUCACUGUCCCUUGCCUACAGCACGUGCAUUCCAGCCUUGCUGCCUUUGCUCCCUCAAUUCCCCCUCCCUCUCACUGCCUCCCAAGCCCACCCCACCCAAAAGAAAUGGAUCACUCAAUUUGGACCUAUACAACCAGUAAACAAACCCCAUCUUUACUAAAACACCUUCUCCGAGCCCCCAGCCCCUCACUGAUCUUGCUUUUCCCUGGUCUCACGCAAUUGUGGUCAAUAUUGUGGUAAUCGCUAAUUGUACUGAUUGUAUAAGUGUGCAUUAGUUGUGUCUCCCCAGCUAGAUUGUAAGCUCCUGGAGGACAGGGACCACCUCUACAAAAAAUAAAAAACCAGUACCUCCCCUGUCUCGCACAGUGUCCCAGGACCCUGCGGGGCAGUGGAGGUGCACCAAAAAGUUGUCUCUUGUGAUUUCUCUUGCGGCUUCGACACAUACUUCUGAGACUGGGCUGACGUGCCCGUUGUGGAGCGGGCACAA